UCAGAGGGGAUGGCUGCAGGAAGCCCUACGGGAGUGGCCUCUGCCACAAAACAAGCUGUGCCGGCUUUAUCCGUGCAGCCCCCGGGGGCCAGACACAAGGGUGAAGGGCUCUUCACCACCUUCCAGCGACCCCUCGCAGCACAGCGCGCCCACGGACACCCGCAGCGUGCUGACGGCGGGUUUGGUUGGGGGUCUCUGCUGUUCUGGGCGCGCACCGACUUCGAAGGCUCAUCCCCAGAUCGCUGCUGGCCCCAGAUCCACCCAGCAAUGGGGACAGUGGAUCCUGAAAGAAGCCGCUGUGCCCCGGCUCGUGGCUUGCACCCAGAGUUGCUCCCACAUCCUGACGGCAUUCCUUGGGCACUAGACAAAAGCGCCUUUGAUUUAUUUUCACGUGCUGCUUGCGAGGCCAUUGCUUCACUGGUCAGCAAUGUUUCCCCUUACCAAGGCCAUGAUCUAGAACAAUGUUUGCCUGUAACAUUUUUGACAUGAUUUUUGGGACACAAGUCCUUUAUUUCCCACAAGCCCAGUGCAUUUGGGAGUAUUUUCUGACGCUCCAGUUUGUUGUUCCCCGCUUGGUGCCUUUUCCCCGCCUCUUCAUCAUCUGCUGGUUUAACUCCAAAAUGCACCAAGCUGAAGCCUAGGGGAGGAAUAAUUUUUGGGGACGGUAGCAAAAAGCUACAUCCAUCAAAACCAACUGAAAACAAGUGUUUGGGGAGAAAAAAAAUAUCCUUUUUAUUCUUCCCUUGGCAAAGACAUGAAGGUUGUUCUUACUUGAUAAAUAUUUGCUACAGAUUGGGCGGGGGGUUUCUUGUAAAAAUAGCUCCGAUGGCAUGGCUUUUGCUUCUCUGAGAAGAAACUCAAAUCUGUUGAUGUUUUACUGUGGGAUCUGGAACCAGGACAAGAUCAAAACCCGGAAGAGUUUAAAGAGCAUCCUGGCAAAACCCCGGGACUGAGAAGAACCUGGCUGGUCCCUGGUGCCGUGCUGCGGUCUCGGGGUGUCCUUGACCUUCCUUACCUUGCUUCUGGUGGAGGUGAGGGACACGCUCGUCCCCAGAGGGUACUGCUGUCCCCUCAGAGGCACCAGGGAUGGCAGAAGCUGUUCCCGAUGCAGGGCAAACAAAGCGUGGCACAAGCCAAUAAAGUCAAGGCUGGCUUGGAAAAACAAAGUGAAUCCCUUUUUUCUGAAGGUGGAAAUCACGUUUUCCUUCCUACCAUGCAUGUAGACCGGAUGAAAGGAAAAUACUGCUUUUUUCCCGGGACAGGCGAAGACCCACCCACCGUGACGAUUCUGUCGCAGCGGACAGCGGAGGAAGGGAGCCGUUUUAGCCUCAAGUGCAUUAAAGAUAAAAAAAUCCCCAUCGGGGUCACCGUGGUCAUAGCAGCAUUGCUCAUCACCAUCAUCGCGCUGGCAGCUAAGAAACGCCCGUCCUGUCCCUCCUGCCCCUCUCCCGUCCUUCCCAGCUGCCUGGAAAAUGGGAUCGGGUACAGGGGGAAGUGCUUUUACUUCACGGAGGACGAAGCGGACUGGAACAGGAGUCAGAUCUCUUGCCUUUCUCAUGGAGCCCACUUGGCCACCAUCGACACCCAGGAGGAGCUGCGUUUUCUCUUGCGCUACGGGAAGCUUUUGCAUUACUGGGUUGGUCUGCGAAGGGAAGGUGCUGGACCUUGGAAAUGGUUCAACGAGUCUCUCUUCAACAACAUGUUCGAUGUCCGGGGCAAUGGACAAUGUGCCUAUAUCAAUGCUGACGGGAUCAGCAGUGACUGGUGCUCCCAGAUGAAAUACUUUGUCUGCAGCCACUGGCAAAAGCUCCCCAACAGGACUCAGAAGGAUUUUAAAACCCUUCUGGAUUUCUCCUGACAUUUCCUCCUCGUCAGAGGAGAUCAGCCACAAGGUGCUAUUAACCCCAUGCAACAAGGCAGUGAGUUUUCCGAUGGAGCAUGUUUAUUUCAGUUUUAACUUAGAAAAGUCAAAACUCCUCAUGACAACGACACGGAGCUGUGACCAAAGGAUCCUUGCUUUACUCUAACCGCUAGUGUCUUUCCAGCUUUUGCAGUUGUGAGGAGGCUUGGCAAUAUUCCGGAGGCUUGGGAAUAUGCAAGAGACUUGGAAAACUCCCUGCUUUGCUGGCAGUUGCUGCGCUGUGAAGCUCAGUUUUGCUGGUUUUGGGGUGUCUUUUUUUUUUUUUUUUUUUUUUUUUGUGUGUGUGUGGAUUUGGAGGAGCUGGAGGUGAGGGGCAGAAAUGCAAAGUGGAGAAAUAAAGUAGAAUUGCUUCGGGGUCCCUCUGGCCAGUGCGUGGGAGAAGCCCCCAGCCUCAGCAAGGAGCCACCAAACUGCUGCUCGGGGAUGUUGUCACGGCUUAAACACACCGGUGACUGAGCCCCACGCAGCCCACCCCCCACAGUGGGAUGGGGGAGCCGAUCAGAAGAGUAAAAGUGAGGAAACUCAUGGGCUGAGGUAAAGACGGUUUAAUAGGUGAAGCAAAAGCCGCACAUGCAAGAAAAGCAAAACAAGGAAUUUGUUCACCGCUCCGCGUCGGCAGGCAGGUGCUCAGCCAUUGCCACCAGCUUUGUGGGAAGACCCAAAUAUUGUCCUUGAACCUUCCCAGCUCCUUUUUGAGCUGGAGGGAAACCAAAAACCGAAAGCAACCAAACAAGAAGCCCCGUGCUGGUUUCCACCCCCAGCAGCGUCUCGCUCACCUCCGCCCUGCGAGGCGCCAAAGGAUGUGGCUUUUUGCAGCAUCCACUCACAGGAUGCUCUUGUGCCUCUACUGACAAAAUUAUCAUCCGCUGCCAGAAAGCUCAAAACAUGGGGCAGAGCAGAAAGAACAUCUCCAAUGUGCGGUCACUUUGUCCUUUUGUGUCCGCGUGGCUGCAAAAGAGCGAGUUUGAGGUGCUUCUUUUGAGGCCUUGGUACUUUCAGUUCUCUAAUUUUGGUGCAGCUUAUGACCCUUCAAGUGAGCUGUGAGGUUUUCACAUGAAAUAGCAAGAGAAAAGAAAAAGAAGCAACCAGAAAUGGUCUUCCUCCUUUGCUUGGGCUGGGAUGAGGCAACUGACUUGGCUGGAAGAUGGUGAUGGGGUCGCUAUUAUUGCUUGUUUUUAUUAGGAGAAGGGGAAAUAAUGCACCCUGUAGAAAUACCUAAGAAGUAGAAUUUAUUGUCAGACCGACAGAUGCUUUAACUUGAAGUACAACUGCUUCUUAAUGCUCCAGUUACAGAAAUAAUCCAAAUGACUUGAUUUUUGUUGAGGCUUAUCCAUAACACAGGCAGUCCAAAGACAGUCCUUUCCUUGGAUAUUCAGCUCUUUGCCACCCAAUGUGGUGGCACAGUGAGGUUUUCAGCAUCCCAUAUCCCCUGGAAUAAUAAAAUAUUGGUGGUGGA
Falco peregrinus (peregrine falcon) is the source of this 3377-nucleotide messenger RNA. Its product is annotated as C-type lectin domain family 2 member G-like. The record is from RefSeq and is a predicted model, not a curated record. The transcript is spliced from 9 exons. The coding region runs from base 1106 to 1858 and encodes 250 amino acids. Lineage: Eukaryota; Metazoa; Chordata; Aves; Falconiformes; Falconidae.